GCGCGAGAGAGCAAGCUACACACAUAAAAAACAUAAACAAGCCUUUUUUCACUAUGUAUGUGCGAGAGAGAGAAAAAAAGAGCGAGCAAGAGCGAUGUUCGCUCUCCCAAAACGAAUUGUCGAAAAAACAUACUCUUCGCUGUGAUUUUUUUUCAGUUCUUCGCCGAACGUUAAAACGAACAGUUAUUUUAUUCUCCUCUUGUUCUGCUGCUUCUGUUUGUGUUUUUUGUGUUUGCCGCGACGACGUAAACAACCGAAGAGCGGAGCUUACGCCCCCUCCCAUUACACGCCCCUUUUCGCAACGUGCUUGUUGUAAUUACAAUUAAACGUUGUUGCUAGCAGAAGAAAAAACAUAAAAAUUCGGGAGUCUAAAAAGGUUGUCAACCAAAAAAAAGCACAAGUGCAGAAUAAAAAAAAGAAACUUGCGACCGCGUGUGUAUGUGUGUGCUCUGUGGUGUUCGUUGGUGUUUGUGUGUAUAUUUUUGGCGUGCGCGGCCAUUUUUUCUUGUUGCCACUCAAGAGUCUCUUCUGUGUGCGAAAGAGAGGCCCGACCCGACCGACCGCAAAGAAGAACGUAGCAAACUACGCAAAUCCCCACUAAAUUCGCUAAUUUGCGCAAAAUAAAUCAAUCGCAUGGUAGGCGCCAAAAAAAGAAACAAACAAAACGCGCACGAAAAUAAAGUGCCGCAAACCACAAACAAUUUACCUAUUUAAGUGUAUGUUUCUGCGAGCAAAACGAAAGAAGUGAAACUGCCGCCCAUCCUACCCACAAUCAGCCCGCGAGCACGUGCUCCAAAAAUAUCAACAAAAGUUGGCCCACAAAGAAACUAAAAAAAAAAAUUUAAAAAAGCGGCAAAAAGUAACUUCAUUGGAAACGAAAAAACGCCGGAACGUAAAGGCAGUUUCAAAUUGCACAAAAACGCGCCGAGUUGUGUAAGCCCGCCGCCAGUGGAGUGUCGACUUCUUGACGACGAAGACAGCAGUUUCUUCAUUCCACGUUUCAUAACACCACCGGUAGGCUCAGUCCGCUGCUGGCCACGCCCCCAAACUGGACGCUCGCACUAUCGCCUACCGCCCGCUGACCCUUGGCGGCCAUCAGACGCCGCUUAUGGCCGAACUGCCGACGGCGCCGAACGGCGUCCCCAGUGGCGAUUACCUACACCGCUCCAUCGACCAGCUGCGCUCUCUGGGUCACUUGACCACUGCCCAAUUGGUCCACGACUAUAAGCCCUUCAAUAUCAACGAAUUUAGGCAAAAUGUCGCUGAGCGACUGGACUACUCGUUGAAGAACGGUCUGGUGCAGCAUCAACAGCAAAUGGUCAUGGAGCAGCAGCAGCAACAGGCACAUCCCGAUCCUCAACAACAGCAGCAGCAUUUACAUCAUCCACAGCAGCAGCAGCAUCCAGCUCAGCUGAAGGUCAGCUACAGUGCGCCCAACUCGCCGCCCACUCCUCACGAGCAGCAGGAGCAGAAGUAUGACCCAAGUCGAUCGCCGCCGCGUCAGCAGAUGAGCAGUGCCAGUGGGAGUGGCAGCAACGGAUCCUCGCCGGAGGAAGAGAGCCGACGGGGCGAUGGUGACCAGGCCAAGCCCUAUAAAUGUGGUUCGUGCAGCAAGUCCUUUGCGAACUCCUCGUACCUGUCGCAGCAUACGCGAAUUCAUCUUGGGAUCAAGCCGUACCGCUGUGAAAUUUGCCAGCGUAAGUUCACGCAGUUGUCGCAUCUGCAGCAGCACAUCCGGACGCACACGGGUGACAAACCGUACAAAUGCCGGCACGCCGGUUGCCCGAAGGCCUUCUCGCAGCUGUCGAAUCUGCAGUCCCACUCUCGUUGCCAUCAGACCGAUAAGCCCUUUAAGUGCAACUCCUGCUACAAGUGUUUUGGCGAUGAGAUGACCCUAUUGGAGCACAUUCCCAAGCACAAGGACUCCAAGCACCUGAAGACGCACAUCUGCAGUUUGUGUGGCAAGUCGUAUACGCAGGAGACCUACCUCCAGAAGCAUCUGCAAAAGCACGCGGAGAAGGCAGAGAAGCAGCAGAAUCGACACACGGCCCAGGUAGCUGCACAUCAGCAACAUGUGCCGGCGAGUGGAAUAGGUUUGAAUCUGCAGCGCCAGGCUAUGAACGAUGUAAAUGCCGCCUACUGGGCUAAGAUGGGGGCGGAUAGUGCGGCAGCUACGCUGGCGGAGGCCAUUCAACAGCAGUUGCCACAGGCCGGAGGUCAGCCAUAUGGCAACUUUGCAUCUCUGCAACACCAGCAGCAGCAACAGGAGCUACUGCAGCAACAUCAUCAGAGAUUGGCGGACACGCCGGGUCAUUCGCACAGUCCUCAUGAAGAGGCCACAGGCGAGGAUCUUGUCCUGCGCCAGUCCACACCACAACAUCACCUCCAGCAGCAGCAACAGCAACAGUCGCAGCAGCAACAACAGGCACAGCAUCAGCCCUCGCCUGGACCCGGAUCGUCGGCCUUUACUCCUUUGGCAGCGGCAGUGGCUCCACCACCGCCGCCACAUCUUCAACAGCAUCGCGGACCCCCUCCAGCGGCCACUGCUGCCUAUCUUUAUCAGCAGAAUGCUGCAGCUGCGGCGGCUGCCUUCCCCACGCAGCUGAUUUCGCUGCACCAGAUCCGGAACUAUGCCCACCAGCCAGGAGCGGCGGGCCUAAUCGCUGGCGAUCACCUUACCCUGGGCCUGAGUGCUGUUAAUGCCGCCAAGGAGAAGGCCCAAUAGUACAGGCCAGGUCGUGGCCAAAAGAGGCAGCAACGAUGACAUUAGCUUAAGGUCCCCGUUGAAAUUGGUAAGGAUUCAAAGGAUAAAAAAUGCUGAUCCUUUGAAACCUUAACAAUUUAAACACCGUAAAAUAAGUUACGCUUAGUUAGGCGCAAGUUGGCAGUGUCGUAGGAACUGGGAUUGUAAGUGGUUAUCCUUGACCAUCCUUCCAAAAACAUAAAAAUACAUCAAAAUAAGCUAGAAGUUGUAUACGAUUCCGCCAAAAUCAACUCCAUCAAUGCCUAAAUAAUCAAGGAAACCCAUUACAAUACUUAAGUUCCGACGCCCUUUCAAACUGAAAUUUGAAGAAUACAUUAUCUAGGUCAACUCAGGAUUUUCUAUACGAUAUUUAUGCCUCUCUUUUAAAUACCUAUAAGCAAUAUAAAUAUAAAACACUGAACUAUUUGAAAGAGUCGAUUUUGAAUGGCUCACUGUUUUUGAUAUCAGCUAGGAGCCGUACAAAGUACGGUGGUAUACCUAAAAAAAUAUAUAGAAUAGUGUACAUAGAUGUAUGUAAAAUUGUGCUGUACAUUUCAACGUAUAUAUCUAGAUAUAGAUACUAGAUACUUUCUAAUUUAUCAACUAACUAGUAGAGUAAGGAUAUUUUCUACUUGUUAGGCAAGCUGAAAGAGGAAUCAACUUGAAAAUGUAAAAUUCAACCAAUAAAGUUUAAAAUUAUUUAUAAAGUAA
This is a messenger RNA of Drosophila eugracilis, 3454 nucleotides long. Its product is annotated as zinc finger protein squeeze. The record is from RefSeq and is a predicted model, not a curated record. Bases 1109 to 2725 code for a protein of 538 amino acids. Lineage: Eukaryota; Metazoa; Arthropoda; Insecta; Diptera; Drosophilidae. The transcript is spliced from 3 exons. Gene Ontology annotation, cellular component: nucleus.